This is a messenger RNA of Spodoptera litura, 5772 nucleotides long. Its product is annotated as agrin. Gene Ontology annotation, biological process: cell differentiation; multicellular organism development. NCBI's taxonomy places the organism in Eukaryota, Metazoa, Arthropoda, Insecta, Lepidoptera, Noctuidae. Gene Ontology annotation, molecular function: protein binding. Gene Ontology annotation, cellular component: extracellular region. The record is from RefSeq and is a predicted model, not a curated record.
UAUUUGAUGCCUCAUAAUAUCAUGAUUUUAUCUAUUUAUUUGAUGCUGUAUCAUGAUUUUAUGUAAUAAAUUAAUGACAGAAAGAAGUGAUAUAAAUAGGUCGUAGCAAAUGUACAAAAUUUAGCAAUUGUUAGUAGGUUUGCAUGUAAUUAAAAAUCAUGUGCAAUUUCAAUAAAUUGUGUAUUAUAGCUUAGCAGAAAAGGGCACAUAUUGUCAUUGCAUUUUAGCAGUGGACAGGAAGGAGUUUUAAUUUGUAAAUUCAUUUCUCAUUUUGCGUGCAUUUCCGAGUCUAGUUGUGACUCGUACAAUCCUAUUUUUAUACCAUUAUGUAAAGUCUUAUUCUCUGUUACAUGCAAUUGUGAAUGUAAUAAGAGGGAAAACGUCUUAAAUGGUUAUAUACCAUGAUAAUAAAUAAACAUAUUAAAGUUGAAACCUGUUUUUUCUUUAAUGUUCCACAAAAAUAUUCGAUUAAAGGUAUUAAUGAUUAAUUUUAUAAAAGGGCCUAUUCAAAGUCAAGGUCGUUUCAACCCUAUCCCUCAAUCAGGAAAUGUCUUUUUCGUUACUAUAUUUGCUAAGAUUUGGAGAUAUCUCAAUAUUUUCAAAUUGUAUAGGACAAGACCAGCCUAAGUUCUCAAACUCCUAAUCCCCAAAAAGCCGGUAACGCACUUGUAACGCCUCUGGUGUUCCAGGUGUACAUGGGCGACGCCGAUUGCUUACCAUCAGGUGAUCCGUCUGCUCGUUUACUGGCUUAUACCAUGUAAUCCUAUCACCAAAAAUUAUCUGCUUAGAUGACCUGAUCAACAAAUUGUUUAUUGUUCUUUACCGUUGUGAUGAUGCGAGCUCAGCCCUCGGUUAAGCUUGAGACAGUCGUUGCUUCUAGUUCGCCAUGAGAUAGCGCCGGAACUCAUCCCGUUAUAUAGGUACGGAGUUUAGUCUGGACGCGCUCAUCCCGUUAUAUAAGUACGGAGUUUAGUCGACGCGCCUCAUUGUGCAAAUUCCAGACGCGUGCGAGCACCUUGGCCUCCUGUGGCGGUAAUCCACAAUAAUGGCAAUCCGGUAAAAAUAUGGCUCCGGUUACGCCUACAAACCGGUAAUUUCAUAUGAGACCCAGAUUCGGAACAACAAUUUGUGGUGUGGAUUCCACAUGGUUACCCAACCACCCUGCGCUGUUAUCAAAAUAGCCUGGAAAGCUACCUACUUGUCAUCUACUAAGUUAUGUGCUGCAUAAGUCAUUAACGUUAACGACGAAUAUUCACAUGUAGGUAGUGUGUGCACAAUAUCGACCAUAACUUAUUGGAUAAGAAGCCAAAAAAUGUUCCUAAUGAUAGUAGGUAGGUAAAGCCAAAUCUACCGACAUACACUUAUAAGCAGAGAUUAAUAUAAGUACUGCUCAUAAGAUUAGUUUUGCCGUUUUGCUUCACUCUUCAGCCCUAUAUAGGAAAAUGAGAAUGAGAACAGCUACUUAAAAAAAUAAUCACACCUAUACUAAUGUAGUAGUGUUACUUUUGUAUGAUCAUCGAAAUUCUAAAGCUACGUACGUACCUACAACUGUGUAUUUGGAGGUUCCAGUUAUUGACUAGGUGCCUAAAAGUCCGGUUACAUUAAUCCCUUUCCCAAUGGCCGUACUGCAGUGCGCAUGCCCGCUAGAGUUCAUUCAGACAAGUGCUUCAUUCCAGCCUCAGUAAGUCAGUACUUCUCCGUCGAUUGGGGGGACAUCGCGUUUAUCAUGAAGAUUGGUCUGCAAAAGAAAAACAUUACUUUUUUUUAGUAUUUGUUGAUACGUAACCGUGUUUUUACUCCGUGAUCCGGUUUAAAAUAACAUGCGAAAGAAAAAUUUUAGAAAAAAGUGCAAUGCGAAUAUAUGAUGUGUAAUGGUGGAAACAAGGAGGGCCAAGUGCGGCGAGCCUGUCGGACAAUGGUGAGCGUGACACUGCUGCCACUCUUGGUGCUGGUGGCUGCUGCUGAUUGCUGUUAUCUUUUCCCCAGCGACGUUCCGGAUCCGUGUCGUGGUGUGAUUUGCGGGCCGGGUGCGCUGUGCCGGCCCACGCCCGAUGGCCGCGCGUACAAUUGCGAGUGCCCCACGUCGUGCCCCAGCUACGGCGACCACGAGGGCUCCAGACCACUCUGCGCAAGCGACGCCCGAGACUAUCCUGGCGACUGUGAGAUGCGCAGAGCUGCCUGCGAAUCAAAUACAAAUAUAACUUUCAAGUAUUACGGUAAAUGCGAUCCUUGCUCUGGAGUGACGUGUCCAGACCCUGAAGUGUGUCAGCUGGACGACCGACGGUCUCCAUCCUGCCGUUGUGCGGAACCCUGUCCCCUCGAGUUCUCUCCAGUCUGCGCCUCCGACGGGAAAACCUAUUCAAACGAGUGUCAGAUGCAUCGAGAGUCCUGUCGAGCAAGAAAGCAAUUGAAGAUUAUAUUUAAAGGACAGUGCAGUUCUGGUGUAAACCCUUGUGCCGAGGUGGAGUGUAGGCACGGCGCGGAGUGUCGCGUUGAGGGAGGUGGUGCGGUGUGUGCCUGUCCACCACCCUGUGAGCCUGUCCUACGGCCCGUUUGCGGCUCGGACUCACGCACUCACGACAGCGAGUGUGAACUGAGGAGAGCUGCCUGUCUACUGGGAAGGGAGCUCAGGGUACUCCACGCAGGAGCUUGUGGUUCCAACGGUGUAUGUGCUGACCGCGUGUGUCCUCACGGCGGAGAGUGCGUGGCGACGGGCGGGCGCGGUGUGUGUCGGUGUCCACGUUGCUCCAACGAGUUUGCGCCCGUUUGCGGCUCGGACGGGAUCUCGUACGGCAACCGUUGCAAGCUGCAACUAGAGGCCUGUCGACAUCGGCGAGACGUACAGGUGCUGUACGACGGACCCUGCAACGGGUGUGAAAACAAGAAGUGCGAGUUCUACGCGGUCUGUGAAAGCGACGGGGUCUCUGAAGCGAGCUGCGUCUGUCCUAAGCAUUGCGAAGAAGGAACUGAAACGGAGGAAGUUUGUGGGACAGAUAAUAAAACGUACAGUAGCGUGUGCGCACUGCGUGAUACCGCUUGCAAGGAGAAGAGGCGAAUUCAUAUCAAGCACAUGGGAUCCUGUGAAUCGUGUGCGGAGAUCGUGUGUCCAGCGGGUACAUGGUGUGCCCGGGGCACUUGUGGGUGUCAGGCAGCCUGCGCUGAGGCAGCUCGAGAGCCUGUCUGUGGAGACAACAGGAGGACGUAUCCUCACCACUGUGCACUGAGGCGGAGUGCCUGCGAAGCUAAGGCGCGAGGUGAACCGCCACCUCGAGUCGCAUACUACGGCGAGUGUACGGAACAAGACGAGAAUAAUACUGCAGACGGUAACAGAUCAUCGAAGUACACAGACUUGAGCAACGAGAUCCGCGCGGGAGAUGAGAACGAGAACUCUAGCGAAGCUGUGACCGGUACGGCGGUGUGCGCGCGAGUGCAAUGCGCGUACGAAGCUACGUGCGCUGUCGACUCCAAUGGACAACCCAGAUGCGCAUGUCUGUUUGAUUGCGCGGCCGCAGCUGCAGCAGCUACAUCCUCGGCUCCAGUGUGCGCGUCCGACCUGAGGCUGUACCCAACUUUAUGCCAUAUGAAGUUGGAAGCGUGCAGAAGACAGGAAGAUCUCAGGUUACGACCACUGCCUGUAUGCAGAGGGUUAGAGUUCAGGCCUUGUGGUGAUGAUGAGCCACUGACAGACGCUGAAGGCAGACCCAUCGAUUGCGGCGGUGGUCCUCAUAGGAAGGAUUGUCCAGUCGGUAGCUACUGCCAUCACACUGCCAAAGCUGCUCGAUGCUGCAGGAAAGAUAAAGCAGUUGUUGAGAAGAAAGGUUGCCAGGAGUCUUGGCACGGUUGCUGUGCUGACGGUGUGACGCCGGCUCGAGGGCCGGGCGGUGCCGGAUGUCCAGCCGUAUGCGGCUGUCACCGGCUCGGGUCCGUUAAUGAACAAUGUGAUGAAGAAGGACAAUGUGCCUGCCGUCCCGGUGUGGGUGGUCAGAAAUGUGACCGUUGCGAACCUGGUUAUUGGGGGCUUCCUAGAAUCGGCACCGGGCAUACUGGUUGCAUACCUUGCGGUUGCUCUGCGUUCGGAUCAGUGCGGGAGGAUUGCGAACAGAUGACAGGUCGAUGUGUUUGCAAGCCAGGCAUACAAGGACAGAAGUGCACCGUCUGCUCCAACCACGAGCAUACACUGGGACCUAAUGGCUGUUUUGAUCCGGAAUCUACACAACUGCCGGCAACCAACUGCGACCACAUGACGUGUUACUUCGGCGCGCACUGCGCGGUGCGCGGCGGGCUGGCCGCGUGCGACUGUGGCAGCUCCGAGUGUCCGCCGGCCGACGGGCCCUCCGUCUGCGGCAGCGACGGCCGCACCUACCUCUCUGCUUGCCACCUGCGCACGCACGCCUGCAGGACCCAGUCCGACGUCGUCGUGCAAGCCUUCGGGCCCUGCAGCGAGGAGGCACCCCACGUGCGCCGAGAAAAAAUAUACACGCAUUCUAGUAAUGUUAUAGAGAAUAACGUCGAAGGGAACUGUGCCAAAUCUGGUAAAGAUAACAGCCAGCCUAUCGUUGACGAUGUUGAAGAAGAAUUUGAGUCGAAUGAAGUGGAUGAUUAUUCAAUGUAUGAAGAAUAUUUAGAGGAAAACAACCGCGACAUGUAUGAAGUACCAUUGUUUGAUGGGCAAGCGAGACUGACGGCGCGCGCGAGGUUUCCUGCUAAGCGGUUCGACAUUUGGGCUGAGGUUUCAGCCGUUUGCGGUAGAGGCGCAUUAGUGAGUGCUUCCGGUACGAGGGACCAUUUGUGGCUUGGGUUUGUGGACGAUAGGGCCGUGUUACGGUGGGACGCCGGCAGUGGGCCAUUUGAGUUGCACACCGGAAAGGUUAGAAUUGAUGGGAAAUCCAAAGUAUCUGCAAGGAGGUAUAAGAAGGACGGAGUAUUGAAGCUUGGGUCUUCGGUGGCGAGAGGAUCUUCACAUGGACGAAUGAGUUCGUUGGAUGUGGAUCCCUACAUCUACAUCGGUCAUCCUCCGGAGAAUGUUACAAAAUUGUCAGGAGCGUCAGGUAUUCAAGGCUUCGUGGGUUGCAUACACCGGCUGCGUGUGAGUGGACGUGACCUGAUCCCUCCAUCCAGAGGCCUGACCUUCACUUCCUUCGGACUGAGAUCCUGUACUCCACAUAACUUAGCGCGGGUGGUAUGUCCAUGAUGAGUUGAUGACUCGAGGAGAAUAUUUAACUUGUUAAUGCAAGACUUAUUAUCAACGAUGAACACAUCGAUUGUUUUGUUUUUAUUUCAAAUCAUUUAUCGCAAGUUUCUUAUAAAACUGUUAACGUAGUCUUUCAGUAACUGUUAGACGUUUUAAGAUUUUAAUGUACUUAUCUUGAGAUGGUAUUGUAAGUAAUAUAUUUGAUCUAACUUCACCUGUACUGAGUAUUUCCUACUACUACUACGCUAUACCUUGCAAUGUGAUAUUCGUGUAACUUCAUACAGUUUCUAUAGCUGUAACAUAUUGUUAUCUUUGACAUAUCUAAUUCUAUGCGUUUUAUAAUAAAUUAUCUCCUUUUAUAUAAUACAGUUAUUUGAAAUAUUUAUGUUUUUCAUUGAGUAUGCUAAUAAGGAAGGUAUCACUUUACUUAUAGAGUGCCCGUCGGUGCAGACCACCCUUUCUGAUACAAUGUUUGCUUUCUAUUCGUAUCCUGUGAAAGGAGUCGUAUUUUAUCAACGUGUUGGAAUAUAAAAAUAUACUUUGGAAAAUGUCUAACGUUGGUCGAUGCAUAAUAAUCAGUU